Zalophus californianus (California sea lion) is the source of this 3930-nucleotide messenger RNA. It is a transcript of the gene LBR, whose product is annotated as lamin B receptor. The transcript has 14 exons. Gene Ontology annotation, cellular component: nuclear inner membrane. Gene Ontology annotation, biological process: sterol biosynthetic process. Gene Ontology annotation, molecular function: oxidoreductase activity, acting on the CH-CH group of donors, NAD or NADP as acceptor. The record is from RefSeq and is a predicted model, not a curated record. Lineage: Eukaryota; Metazoa; Chordata; Mammalia; Carnivora; Otariidae. The coding region runs from base 457 to 2310 and encodes 617 amino acids.
UUACUCAGGCGGUCGGGCGGUCUGCCCGGGCCGGCCUGGGCGGUGCUGCUUUCGCGGCAUCCUGCGGCAUCCUGCCGCCGGGGCGGGGCGGGGGGGCAAGGCCGGGCGUUUGCAGAGCUGGCCUCAGGCCCUGGGCCCAGGUGUGCAAGGGGAGCGGUCCGGCUUCCUUUGAGCUUCCCUUUCUCUGCUGUAUCUGGACUGGUUUGGAAAAGUGAGGGAAAGAUGACCAAAGGCACUUGGAACACCGUGCUCUCUGAUGGGCAGCAUUCUGUGGUGUUGAUAAAGAGUAACACAGCGGAGCCCAAAUGUGUGAGGAUCCCAGUACUGACAGCAAGUUAGCAGGCAGGUGGCCUCACAGGAAGAGGCGUGCUGGUAUUCAGUAAACAAGCUUUUCCUUUCCACCCUCAGGGAGGCCUUUCCGUGUGGGGCAGGACGUCAUCAGGCUGAUUUUUCAAAAUGCCCAGUAGGAAAUUCGCUGACGGGGAGGUGGUAAGAGGUCGGUGGCCUGGAAGUUCGCUUUACUAUGAAGUCGAAAUUCUGAGUCAUGAUAGCGACUCCCAGCUCUACACCGUCAAGUACAAAGAUGGCACUGAACUUGAACUGAAGGAGAGUGAUAUCAAGCCUUUAACUUCCUUUAGACAAAGGAAAAGUGGCUCAACUUCCAGUUCUCCCUCCAGACGCCGAGGGAGUAGGUCAAGGUCGCGCUCCCGAUCCCCCGGUCGACCACCUAGAAGUUCCCGCCGAUCUGCCUCUGCUUCGCACCCAGCUGACAUUAAGGAAAUGAGGAAGGAAGUACUGGAAGUGAAGCUGACUCCGCUGGUGUUGAAGCCGUUUGGGAAUAGCAUCAGCAGAUACAACGGGGAGCCUGAGCGCACAGAGAGGGAUGGCCUGCCUCACAGAAACACUGAGGAAAAAUUCCAUUUGUCGGAAGAAAGUAGUUACAUAUCUACACAGUAUGGCCUUUGGCCAAGAAGAGAGAUCAAAUUAAAAGACACGGAUUCUAAAGAAGAAAACAUUGUUGCAACAAAAGGGUCUACAUUAUUGAAAACCUCUGAAGGGCCAGCCACGCAGACCAAGGGCCUGGAGUUUGGCGGAGUCCCUGGUGUGCUUCUCAUCAUGCUUGGCCUGCCCGCCUUCCUCUUCCUCUUGCUGUUGAUGUGUGAACAGGAAGAGCCCAGUCUUCUGAAUUUCCCGCCUCCUUUGCCAGCUUUGUCUGAUUUGUGGGAAACCAGAAUGUUUGGGGUCUACCUCCUCUGGUUUUUGCUUCAGGCUCUGUUCUACUUACUGCCAGUCGGGAAGGUUGUGGAAGGCAUGCCUCUUACUGAUGGAAGAAGACUCAAGUAUAGAUUGAAUGGGUUCUACGCUCUCCUGCUGACGGCUGUGGCCGUCGGGGCAGCCAUGUUCUGGGGUGUGCCACUGCUCUUCGUGCACGAGCACUUCCUGCAGCUGGUGCUGGCUGCCUUCGCCUUCGCUGUGGCCCUCAGCGCCUACCUGGCCGUGCGUGCUGCGGGGGCGCCCCCGGCUGCCCUGGCCCCUGCCAGCUCCGGAAAUGCCAUCUAUGAUUUCUUCAUUGGCCGUGAACUUAAUCCUCGGAUUGGUACUUUUGAUCUCAAAUACUUUUGUGAAUUGCGCCCCGGAUUGAUCGGAUGGGUGGUUGUGAACUUGGUGAUGCUUUUGGCUGAGAUGAAGCUACAGGAUCGAGCUGCUCCAUCCUUGGCGAUGAUUUUGGUUAACAGUUUCCAGCUCUUGUACGUGGUGGAUGCUCUCUGGAACGAGGAAGCAUUGUUGACGACCAUGGACAUCACCCAUGAUGGGUUUGGAUUCAUGCUGGCUUUUGGAGACUUAGUGUGGGUUCCCUUCAUCUACAGCUUUCAAGCCUUUUAUCUCGUCAGCCAUCCCAAUGAAGUGUCCUGGCCUAUGGCCUCUCUGAUUAUUGCUCUGAAACUUUGUGGAUACGUAAUCUUCCGAUGUGCAAAUUCUCAGAAAAAUGCAUUCCGGAAAAAUCCCAGUGAUCCAAAGCUUGCACAUUUAAAAACCAUCCAUACUUCAACCGGAAAAAAUCUUCUAGUUUCUGGAUGGUGGGGCUUCGUUCGUCACCCCAAUUACUUGGGUGAUCUCAUCAUGGCUCUGGCGUGGUCCCUCCCCUGUGGUUUUAAGCACAUUCUGCCCUAUUUCUACGUGAUCUACUUUGCCUUGCUGCUGCUUCACCGCGAGGCGCGUGAUGAGCGCCAGUGCCGGACGAAGUAUGGCCGGGCCUGGGAGCAGUACCGCCGACGCGUGCCCUAUCGCAUCGUCCCCUACGUCUACUAGCCCUUCACUGGGGCCCGGACGGCGUCUUACUUCUCUGGUCAGGACUGCGGGACCGAGUGGCCUCUUCACCUUGCCACGUUUAUUGUUACUAAAUCACAACAAUUAACAGAAGGAAACAGGUAAAGGUGUUAGAAUUUGCUUUCUAAUGAGAAAGGAUCCAUUCUUAAAGAAUACCAUGGGUGUCUGGGUUUUGGUGACUUUUCAAAUUGUGAUUGUUUUUGUCGGUGGUGUUUCUUACAUGAAACCAACUGUGACCUUCGAAGCACAUUUAUGUUUCGUUAUAUUCAGAGAAGAGAAUUUUCAUCCAUUUCCUUUGGAAUUAAAUCAUUUACUAGUUAAGUGAUUUGAGCGUAGACCCUGGUCCUGCAUUAACUGCAUUCUGCGAAGAGUGGGGGGAGAGCUCGUUAGCAGCCACGGAUGAAGGGGGAGUGUUAGGAGCAGUUCGCUUACCCUCAGCUUCUAGAACUGCAUUUGAAAAUGUAAAUACAUAGCUUUCAUGUAAUAUAUGGGGACUUCAGAUUUUUCUGUACAGUAUUUUGAAUGUGAGAUAGUCAGGAACUAAGUAUCUUUUUAACAAAAACAUUUGCAGUAUUUUAAAUUAAGUUUUAUAAAGUAAUACAUGUCAAUUAAAAAUUGCAAAACAAUUAGUAUUCAUUUAAUGUUGUAUAAAGAUGCUGUUAAAACAUAGGGUAUUUUUCUUAAUCCAAAGUUUGUGAAUUUGGCUUUGCUACCUCAACCGCAGCCGUUCGUUUGCCUUUAUAAACUGUUGCCAAUAGAAAAAAAUAGAAUAUAUAUUUUUGCAGUAACAUCACUAUUUAAACAUUUUUACACAGAUUGGUGUUUGAAGACUUGCCAUUUCAGGCUGAUAUUUUUGUAUUUUUUUUUUUUUAAAUAAAGCUGUGGCUUUGCUACUGUUGAGGUCGCGCCGUUCAUACUGUGUUUUGUCCUCCCUCAGAGUCACAGAACACUGCUCCCUGAAGGAGGCGUUCAUCUAAAACAAAAGUUCAAAAGCACUUCCCUCCUGUAGUUUACUUCUUGUGUGUAGGGUAGCUGUGGUUAUUAAAUGCUAGUUGAUGGAGUCUUAUUAUUAAUUGUCCUAGAACGGAACAGUAGCAAAUUCACUAAAAUUUUGUGUUCAAAGUUAAAUUGUUCUCACUAUCUUAGAGGGGAAUCUAAUGAAUAUAGUGUGUACGUUUGGGUUUUUAAGGAUGCAUUUUACAUACGAGACACUUGGGUGCACGCCCGUGCUGUACGGCCGUGGGGCGGUGGGGCCGGGCUCCGUCAGUGUGAUCCUGACGUCGGUUUGCUCUUGAAACCUUGUUUUGGGGGAGUUGUCUGUGUUUUCUUCGUACUAAUGGAAGCAGGCAGCUUUUUGAUUCUGCUUUUCUCCGGUGUUGGAAAGCGCGUCCCCACGUGCUCUGUGCUCGACUGACCAAGGAAGCUGUGGGGCAGGAAGGAGGACAUUUCCUUCUCUCUCCAGGAAUGAGAGAAGAGCCUUUGCCAGCAUAGUGUUGCCGUUUCUGAUCUCAGCUAUAAUUUGUUGUUCAUUUUGUUUUUGACACAUUUGACAAGUGUUUUAUGAUGAAGUUUUAAGUUGGAAAUAAAGUUGGAAAUAAAAAA